Molecule: messenger RNA, 2933 nt
Organism: Choloepus didactylus (southern two-toed sloth)
Lineage: Eukaryota; Metazoa; Chordata; Mammalia; Pilosa; Megalonychidae
Gene: PPP1R12C
Product: protein phosphatase 1 regulatory subunit 12C
Exons: 22
Coding region: 24-2330 (768 amino acids)
Biological process (GO): signal transduction
Cellular component (GO): cytoplasm
Molecular function (GO): enzyme inhibitor activity; phosphatase regulator activity; protein kinase binding
Source: RefSeq, a predicted model, not a curated record
CUCGCGGGGCGGCGGGCGGCGCGAUGUCGGACGAGGACGGGCUGGGGGCCGGGCUCGGGGCGGCGGCGGCGGCAGCCCGCGAGCGGAGGCGGGAGCAGCUGCGGCAGUGGGGGGCGCGGGGGGGCGCCGAGCCGGGCCCCGGGGAGCGGCGCGCUCGCACCGUCCGCUUCGAGCGCGCCGCCGAGUUCCUGGCGGCCUGCGCGGGCGGCGACCUGGACGAGGCGCGCCUGAUGCUGCGCGCGGACCCCGGCCCCGAGUCCGGCCCCGCCGCCCCGCCGCCCGCCCGCGCCGUGCUCGACUCCACCAACGCCGACGGCAUCAGCGCUCUGCACCAGGCCUGCAUCGAUGAGAACCUGGAGGUGGUGGGCUUCCUGGUGGAGCAGGGUGCCACGGUGAACCAGGCUGACAACGAGGGCUGGACGCCCCUGCACGUGGCUGCCUCUUGCGGCUACCUGGACAUCGCCAGGUACCUCCUGAACCAUGGGGCCAAUAUUGCCGCUGUCAACAGCGAUGGGGACCUGCCCCUGGACCUGGCCGAGUCGGACGCCAUGGAGGGGCUGCUACGGGCGGAGAUCGCCCGCCGAGGUGUGGAUGUAGAGGCGGCCAAGCGGGCCGAGGAGGAGCUGCUGCUCCACGACACACGGUGCUGGCUGGACGGCGGCGCCAUGCCCGAGGCCCGGCACCCGCGCACGGGGGCCUCGGCGCUGCACGUGGCCGCGGCCAAGGGCUACAUCGAGGUGAUGAGGCUGCUCCUCCAGGCUGGCUACGACCCGGAGCUGCGGGACGGGGACGGCUGGACACCGCUGCAUGCUGCGGCCCACUGGGGCGUGGAGGACGCCUGCCGCCUGCUGGCUGAGCACGGCGGGGGCAUGGACUCGCUGACCCACGCAGGGCAGCGUCCCUGUGACCUCGCCGACGAGGACGUGCUGAGCCUGUUGGAGGAGCUGGCCCAGAAGCAGGAGGACCUGCGGAACCAGAAGGAAGCCUCCCAGAUCCGGGCCCAGGAGCCACAGGGCACCUCCAGCAGCAAGCACCGCAGGAGCUCCGUGUGUCGGCUGAGCAGCCGCGAGAAGAUUUCCCUCCAGGACUUGUCCAAGGAGCGCCGGCCUGAGGGGGCAGGGGGGCCACCCAUCCAGGACGAGGACGAGGGAGACGAAGGCCCCACUGAGCCAGCCCCUGCAGAACCCAGAGCCCUCAACGGAGUCUCCUCUCCACCUCCCUGCUCCCCCAAGAGCCUCCUGCUGUCUCAAGAGGCCCCCUUCUCCAGGCGCUUCUGCCUCCAGAAGAUGGGGAGCUCGGGUGCCCUGGGCCCCCCAGAGAGGCAGGCGGCCGAGGGCACCCCUGGGGCUGGGCUGCAGCGCUCAGCUUCCUCCUCUCGGCUCGAGGGGACCCCCACUCAGGUCAAGGAGCCUCGUCUUGCCAGAAUUACCCCCACCCACUCCAGGAAGGUGCUCGAGCCCCCUGCCCUGUGUGAGCCCCCCGCGCCUCCAGCUCUGGAUAACCGCACUCCUCCCGGGGCGCCCGAGCCUGAGCCCUCCGUGAAGCCCAGCGACCCAGCAUCCCCCUCGGGGCCCCCAGCCGACCUCCGGGACCGUCGGAGGUCCUACCAGAUGCCCGUGCGGGACGAGGAAUCCGAGUCCCAGCGGAAAGCGCGCUCCCGCCUCAUGCGCCAGUCCCGCAGGUCCACCCAGGGAGUGACCCUGACGGACCUGAAGGAGGCAGAGAAGGUGGCGGCGCAGGCCCCGGAGCCCGGCGGCUCGUCCCUGCAGAGCGCGGACGCUUCCUGGCGGCCCCGGGUCCCCGGGGUGGAGAACUCGGACGGCCCUGUCCCGAGAGCAGAGGCGCCCGACGGGCAGGGGCCGGGACCACAGGCCGUCCCGGAGCCCUGCAGGGUCGGCAAGGAGCGGAGAGGACCUGCGGAGGGGGAGGAGGCGGAGCCGGCGGACCGCAGCCCCGAAUCCAGGCAGCGCCCCCAGCGCGACCUCAACCCCGACCCCGAGCCAGGAUCCCCGGAGCCAGCGGGCGGCUUCAGGAAGCUGUACGCAGAGCUGCGCCGGGAGAACGAGCGGCUUCGCGAGGCCCUGACCGAGACCACGCUGCGGCUGGCCCAGCUCAAAGUGGCGCUGGAGCGCGCCACGCAGAGGCAGGAGCGCUUUGCGGAGAGGCCCGCCCUUCUGGAGCUGGAGAGAUUCGAGCGCCGAGCUUUGGAGCGAAAGGCCUCGGAGCUGGAGGAGGAGCUGAAGGCCCUGUCCGACCUUCGGGCUGACAACCAGCGGCUCAAGGACGAGAACGCAGCCCUCAUCCGCGUCAUCAGCAAGCUUUCCAAGUGACUCUGCAGGAAGCCCCCCACCCAUAUUUAUACAGCUGCUUCUACCACACGCACCCCUUCCCCCGUGUGAACACGAGUGACUGGGCUCGGGGGAGAAUCUGAGAAGCCAUAAUCUCCUCUCAGGACCUUUAGGCCAGGAGGGGAGAACAGGGUCCCUAGGAGCCAGAGGGGCCUCCGAGUCCAGGAUGGAAGUGGGAGGCUGAGCUCUGUAGGGGGAUGUUGCUGAGAGGGGCCUGGAACCGGAGGCAGGACCAAGAAGGAACCGAGGACCAGGGAAUGCAAGGACCAGAAGCCAGGGACCAGAGUAGCUGCCCUGGAGGCCCCCACAUCACUUGUGAGGUCACCUCAGCCCCCCUCCCCACCUGAACAGGGAUCCAAGAAUGUGCCAAGAGCCCUGCUCGGCCUCAGCCAGGCGGGCCUGUAUAUAGGGGCCUGGGUUUUUUCUGAGGGCUUCAUCCAUGUGCAAUAGGGAGGGAUGUCUUCUAUUUUUUGCUGCCCCCUCCCCACCCACUGUCUGGGGCAGGGGGAGAAGGUAUUUUCAAGAGACAAAGCACAGUACCACAAAUAAAAGAAGUGAAGUUGCCACUCAACGGCUGCUUCCCCA